Molecule: messenger RNA, 1608 nt
Organism: Lytechinus pictus (painted urchin)
Lineage: Eukaryota; Metazoa; Echinodermata; Echinoidea; Temnopleuroida; Toxopneustidae
Product: large ribosomal subunit protein uL3-like
Exons: 9
Coding region: 78-1292 (404 amino acids)
Biological process (GO): translation
Cellular component (GO): ribosome; cytosolic large ribosomal subunit
Molecular function (GO): structural constituent of ribosome; RNA binding
Source: RefSeq, a predicted model, not a curated record
AUCUCCGUGGAUGUAUUAUCGCUCGCAAUCGAUCGCUCACUUAUUUCGGCCUCUUUUACACGUCCACGUAUCCCAGGAUGUCUCACAGAAAAUUCUCAGCUCCCAGGCACGGUUCCUUGGGCUUCCUGCCCCGUAAGCGCAGCAGGCGCCACAGAGGCAAGGCCAAGGCUUUUCCUAAGGAUGACAAAAGCAAGCCAGUACAUCUUACCUGCUUCGUUGGAUACAAGGCUGGAAUGACCCAUAUUGUUCGAGAUGUAGAUAGACCUGGUUCAAAGGUGAAUAAGAAGGAAGUGGUUGAAGCCGUGUCCAUUCUUGAGACACCUCCCAUGAUCAUUGUCGGUCUUGUGGGUUACAUCGAGACACCAUCCGGUCUACGUGCUCUCAAGACUGUCUGGGCUGAACAUCUCAGUGAUGAGUGCAAACGACGAUUCUACAAGAACUGGUACCGCUCCAAGAAGAAGGCCUUCACCAAGUCCUCCAAGAAGUGGGCUGAUGAGAUGGGCAAGAAGGAGAUCGAGAAGGACCUCAACGUCAUGAAGAAAUACUGCACCGUCAUCCGCGUCAUUGCUCACACCCAGAUGAAACUGAUGAACCAGCGCCAAAAGAAGGCUCAUGUCAUGGAGAUCCAGCUCAAUGGUGGCAGCAUUGGAGACAAGAUUGAGUGGGCCAGGGAACGCCUGGAGAAGAACGUCCCUGUUUCUGAGGUCUUUGGACAGGACGAGUUGAUCAAUAUCAUUGGUGUUACCAAGGGACAUGGAUUCAAAGGUGUAACAUCCCGUUGGGGAACCAAGAAGCUGCCCCGUAAGACCCACAAGGGUCUACGCAAGGUUGCCUGUAUUGGAGCCUGGCAUCCAGCCCGUGUGGGCUAUGGAGUUGCCCGUGCUGGUCAGAAGGGUUACCACCACCGUACCGAGAUCAACAAGAAGAUCUACCGUGUUGGCAAGGGCUAUCAUUUGGAUGGAAACAAGUUGGUGAAGAACAACGGAAGCACAAUUCAAGAUAUCACAGACAAGAGCAUCAACCCCAUGGGUGGAUUCCCUCACUAUGGUGAAGUGAAGAAUGACUUCCUGAUGAUCAAGGGCUGUGUCAUCGGACCCAAGAAGAGGGUCCUUACCCUCCGCAAGUCUCUCCUUGUCCACACCAAGCGUGUUGCCCUGGAGAAGAUCACCCUGAAGUUGAUCGACACCACCUCCAAGUUUGGACACGGUCGCUUCCAGACUCACGCAGAGAAGAAGGCUUUCAUGGGUCCACUGAAGAAGGAUCUCAUCGCUGCCGAGUCGGCUGCCAGCUAAGCAGAGUAACCCAUCUCGGAAUCUCAAUACCCGUUCGCAAAAUAAUUCGAAAUGCCCUCUUUCACCGAAGCCAAACAUCUGGUCUAUACUACAUCAGUCGCUCAUCUUGUAUCAAAAUGCCCAAUAUACCAAUUAUUAUUUGUCUGUGAGACUCACUCUCGCAUACCAUAAUGAAAAUCUGAUCUAGCUGCAGCUCUUCAGACAGAACUAUACUAAUAUUUCAAAUUAUCAUUUUUCUGUGACAUCUCUGGUUCCCAUCAUCUGGACCAAGCAUGUAAAUCCUACAUGAGAAUAAAUGGAUAUAUGCUUACACAAA